This is a messenger RNA of Lipotes vexillifer (Yangtze River dolphin), 3767 nucleotides long. RefSeq names its product potassium voltage-gated channel subfamily C member 4 (gene KCNC4). Bases 804 to 2675 code for a protein of 623 amino acids. Gene Ontology annotation, biological process: protein homooligomerization; action potential; potassium ion transmembrane transport. Gene Ontology annotation, molecular function: delayed rectifier potassium channel activity; protein binding. The transcript is spliced from 4 exons. Lineage: Eukaryota; Metazoa; Chordata; Mammalia; Artiodactyla; Lipotidae. Gene Ontology annotation, cellular component: voltage-gated potassium channel complex; dendrite membrane; presynaptic membrane. The record is from RefSeq and is a predicted model, not a curated record.
AGCGCAGCGCCCAGCGCAGCGCAGCUCCCCGCCGCUGUCGAGCCGCGGACGCAGGACCAGAGGCUCGCUCCUGCGGGCGCGCUUGUUUUCCUUGUGCCGCCUCGCUCUGCGCAGCACCCGCCCGCCCGAACGCCGCGUUCCGCUCCGCCCCGCCCGCCAUCCGUGCCCUGCGCUGGAUUUAUGAAUGGGGGGAAGAGGCCACAUGCCGCCGCCGCCGCCUUGUGUUGACCGCACGCAGCCCGGGCCCGCGGAGCUCCGGCUGCCGUGAGAGCGCCGGCCCAGCCCCGGCAGCCGCUUGGAGGACUUGUUGCUGCUGCGUUGCUUCUGCUGCCGCCGCCGCAGCUCCCGGGUCUCGGCGCGGACCGGGAGCCAGAGGGUGGCCCGUGUGAGUGUGAGCGCGCGCAGUGCGCCUGGACAGUGCGCUUCCCCGUCUGUUGGGGGGUGCAGGGGGGCGUGUCCCGGGCCCCGAGCGUCUGGGUGUCCAGUGCUAGCGGGGGAAGUGUGUGUGUGCUAGCCCUGACUCCCGGGCGCCUCGCUUGGGUCCUCGGCUCUCCUUUUUCCCUCCUGCCUCCCUCCCCGGCGCUGCCAGCCCAAACCCCAACCACCUGUGCCCGCGAGAAAUCCAACUCCUCCCGCUCCGCGCCUUGGGGGGGAGGCAGGGGCAGGGCCACGCCGCAGAGGGGGCCGCCUCGGCCUCCUGCCUCCUCCUGGUCUCCUCCCCCACCCCCGUCUGACGCUGCCUCCUCUGGAAGGGUGUUUGGAGGGCAGCGGCCGCCCCAAGCCGAAGCCCCGCAGCGCUUCUUAUGAUCAGCUCGGUGUGUGUCUCCUCCUACCGCGGGCGCAAGUCGGGGAACAAGCCUCCGUCCAAAACAUGUCUGAAGGAGGAGAUGGCCAAGGGCGAGGCGUCGGAGAAGAUCAUCAUCAACGUGGGCGGCACGCGACAUGAGACCUACCGCAGCACCCUGCGCACCCUACCGGGCACCCGCCUCGCCUGGCUGGCCGAUCCCGACGGCGGAGGCCGGCCCGCGUCCGAUGGCGGUGGUGCAGGCAGCAGCGGCGGCGGCGGCUGCGAGUUCUUCUUCGACCGGCACCCGGGCGUCUUUGCUUACGUGCUCAACUACUACCGCACGGGCAAGCUGCACUGCCCCGCCGACGUGUGCGGGCCUCUGUUUGAGGAGGAGCUCACCUUCUGGGGCAUCGACGAGACCGACGUAGAGCCCUGCUGCUGGAUGACCUACCGGCAGCACCGCGACGCCGAGGAGGCGCUCGACAUCUUCGAGAGCCCAGACGGAGGCGGCGGGGGCGCGGGGCCCGGCGACGAGGCUGGCGACGAUGAGCGGGAGCUGGCCCUGCAGCGCCUGGGGCCCCACGAGGGAGGUGCGGGCCCCGGCGCCGGGUCCGGGGGCUGCCGCGGCUGGCAGCCCCGCAUGUGGGCGCUCUUCGAGGAUCCCUACUCCUCCCGGGCGGCCAGGGUGGUGGCCUUUGCCUCUCUCUUCUUCAUCCUGGUGUCCAUCACCACCUUCUGCCUGGAGACCCACGAGGCCUUCAACAUCGACCGCAACGUGACGGAGAUCCACAGAGUGGGGAACACCACCAGUGUGCGCUUCCGGCGGGAGGUGGAAACGGAGCCCAUCCUGACCUACAUUGAGGGAGUGUGCGUGCUGUGGUUCACGCUGGAGUUCCUGGUGCGCAUCGUGUGCUGCCCCGACACACUGGACUUCGUUAAGAACCUGCUCAACAUCAUCGACUUCGUGGCCAUCCUGCCCUUCUACCUGGAGGUGGGGCUGAGCGGCCUGUCGUCCAAGGCGGCUCGCGACGUUCUGGGCUUCCUGCGCGUCGUGCGCUUCGUGCGCAUCCUGCGCAUCUUCAAGCUUACGCGCCACUUCGUGGGGCUGCGCGUGCUGGGCCACACCCUGCGCGCCAGCACCAACGAGUUCCUGCUGCUCAUCAUCUUCCUGGCCCUGGGCGUGCUUAUCUUCGCCACCAUGAUCUACUACGCGGAGCGCAUCGGCGCCAGGCCUUCCGACCCGCGGGGCAAUGAUCACACCGACUUCAAGAACAUCCCCAUCGGCUUCUGGUGGGCCGUGGUCACCAUGACGACGCUGGGCUACGGGGACAUGUACCCCAAGACGUGGUCAGGCAUGCUGGUGGGGGCGCUGUGUGCACUGGCCGGCGUGCUCACCAUUGCCAUGCCCGUGCCCGUCAUUGUCAACAACUUCGGCAUGUACUACUCUCUGGCCAUGGCCAAGCAGAAGCUGCCCAAGAAACGGAAGAAGCAUGUACCUCGGCCGCCCCAGCUGGAGUCGCCCAUUUACUGCAAGUCGCAGGAGACCUCGCCCAGGGACAGUACCUACAGUGAUGCCAGCCCCCCUGCCCCAGAAGAGGGUGUGGUUGAGAGGAAACGGGCAGACUCCAAGCAGAACGGUGAUGCCAGCGCGGUGCUGUCAGACGAGGAGGGAGCCGGCCUCACCCAGCCCCUGGCCCCCGCCCGCACCCCGGAGGAGCGCCGGGCCCUGCGACGCUCUGGCACCCGAGACAGAAACAAGAAGGCAGCUGCCUGUUUCCUGCUCAGCGCUGGGGACUUUGCCUGCGCCGAUGGUAGUGUCCGGAAAGAGACCUGCCAAGAUGCCCUCUCGUCCAACUAUGCCCAGGCUGAAGUCCUCACCCUCUCUUAAAGCGGCACCAACGUGAGAGAGACAGGCAGACAGACAGAAAGCCAGAGGCUUAGGGCAACUCUGGAACCCAGGCAAGAAUCUUUCGCUGGGAAAGGCUCAGAUAACCUUGAUUGCACAGGACUGAUGGGAACCCUCCCACGUGACCCUCGGGGCCCAGAGCCAUUGGGUCUGAUGUUCUUGUUCUGUUGUACAUUGAAGAGAUAUAUAUGCACAUAUAGUGUCUAUAUUCAUACAUACUAUACUACUGUGUGUAGUGCAUGUGCUCUUGGUGGUCUGUCUUCUUCGUUAGGCUGUGUCUCCCCAGGCCCUCGCCCCACCCCCACCCUCACUCCCUUCCCCUUCACUGAUUCCUUGUUUCUGCUGAAUAUGUGUGUGUGAAUAUCCCAGGAAAAGUGUACCUGGGAACUGGCAGUCCAGCUGGGUGGUCCCUGGCUAGACUCUCCCUCUUGGGAGUGUUUCCCCUGUGGGCCAGAGGCCUGUGGAAGGCCAGGUGCCCCCUGGGGUCACUGCUCCACUAGCCUCAGCCCAUCCCAGAUUGGGGCUCUACCUCCCACCCCACGCCCCAGUUGUUGGGGGACUUCCCGGGGCUCCUCUGCACCUUCUUCCACUCCUCUCUCCACCUUCCCUGUGUCCUUGACUGAGGGGGUGUUUUGUCUUUUUUUAUUUCUGGUUUUUUGUUCUGUCGCCUUCGUCCGUUUGCUUCCAAAGAUGCUGCUGGGCGGACGGGCAGGGAAGGGGUCUGUCUGCCCAUCUGGCUCAGGGGUCCGAGAAGGGAAUGCUGCGGGCGAGCGGAGACCAGUGGCAAUACAGUCCUUCCUGGCUGGUGGCCAGAGUAUGCGUGCAAUAGCCGAGGCCAGGUCCCCCCUUCGACCUUGGCCUCUGCCCCUGCAUCGGCCCUCCCUCCCCACUCCCAGCCCGCCCUGCCCCUCCCUGGUGUUGGUCGUCCUUUUCUAAAGCUGUCCCCUCGUGUGUCUGAGGCAUGCCUAGGCUGGGCCCUGCCGCCCUGUCUGCAUGCCUUUGACUGUCAUGCUGUGCUCAACCCCAAUAAAGACAUCUGGAGCGUCCUGCCAUGCUCGCUGUGUGAGUGACUGC